UAAGUUUAUAAUAAGAUCUGUCAAAAAACCUAGUAGAGAAUGUGUAAAAAGUAUUGCCUAACUUCCCUGGCCAAUAGCCAAAAUAAUGCAGACCAUUCUGUCAAAAUAAGAAUGUAUUAUUUGUUGUUCGCCACAAGGUGGCAGCACGUGUGCCGCGCCCGGGGUUCCUUCCGCGGUCAAUCCGGUCCUCGAGAGUGGAGAGUUCCUCGAAUUCGAAUUCGAUUUUAUCGCCAGUACGCCAGUCGAAGUCAGUUCGUCGUCGAGUGCGAGUAGUGGUGGAGCAUAGCAAGUUGAUAGGCCGCCUUCGACACUGUUUCAGCUUGAUUGUGAUCCAUGUUUUCAUUCAUAUCUUCCUGCCGCGUGCCUUCGUAGAUCUGGAAACGGCGAAUGCCCAGCGUAAUGUACGGACUCGCCCUCGGUUCGCUCGAAAAUCGGACGGUUGCGUUGUGAAUAUUUGAAUAAAAACCCCAACCGACAUAACCUAAACGGCCACAGCCAGCUGUUGGGACUGCGAAUCGCGGUCGGCCAGGUAAAGCGGGCUUCGUUUUCGGGGGUACUUUGACUGUUUUAUUGACUGUUGUGACGUUGUCGUUUCGUUCGUAAAGUGCUGAUUGUACAUUUUCAUAUCGACUCGAAAAUGCAGGGAUUUACACCGUCUCGUGAUGGACUUUUGCAAAUCGACGACGACCUGCUGUCGUCCUUGAUCCAGAAGGAGAACAUCACCGGCGUUUACGAUUUGGACAAAACACCCCUUGGCAGAGGAAAGUACGCGACGGUAUGGAGGGCGGUGCACAAGAAGACGGGCACUGCGUACGCGGCGAAGUUCGUGAAGAAACGACGUCGAAAUCAGGACCAGAUGAAGGAGAUCAUCCACGAAAUAGCGGUGUUGAUCAAGUGCAAAUCGACGAACCGCGUCAUUCGUCUCCACGAGGUGUACGAGUCCGUUACCGAUAUGGUCUUGGUCCUCGAAUUGGCCGCUGGCGGCGAACUCCAGCACAUACUGGACGGUGGAGAAUGCUUGAAAGAGGUUGAAGCACGUAAAUCCAUGAAGCAAAUAUUGGAAGGCGUCGCCUACUUACACGACAAUAACAUUGCACAUUUGGAUUUGAAACCCCAAAAUUUAUUGCUAUCUGAACAAGACAGCUGUGACGUGAUAAAACUCUGUGAUUUUGGAAUUUCCAAAGUACUUAUUCCUGGCGUAUCAGUCCGAGAAAUAGUUGGUACUGUCGAUUAUGUAGCGCCAGAAGUCCUGAACUAUGAACCGAUCGUCCUAUCGACGGAUAUUUGGUCCAUAGGCGUUUUGGCCUACGUCCUACUGUCUGGUUUCAGUCCAUUCGGCGCUGACGAUAAACAACAAACGUUCCUCAACAUAUCGCGAUGUUCCCUUUCGUUCGAAAGCGAACAUUUCGGAGACGUCUCCAGCGCCGCGAUAGAUUUUAUAAAAAGUGCCCUUAUCGUAAACCCGAAAGAUCGACCGAACAUACACGAAAUGCUCGAUCACCCUUGGAUAUCGCUGAAGAGCAACAUCCCGCCCGCCCUAACCCUGAAGCCAUGCGAUCACAUAAACCAAUCGAACAACGUGGCGCCGAAAUCGACGCCGCUCAGUCAAAGGAAAUCGUUCAGCUGCGUCGCCGACGGGGCGCCGAAGUCGCCGGUCCAACGUAAGACGACGGCCUUUUGUUCGGACACGUUGUCCGGCAGCUUCACCGACACGUCGCCGGUGCGCACCUACGCUGUAUCGGCCAAUUGCUUGUGUUCCCAAUGCGGUACGACCUGUCGCCACAUCCCGCACACUCCCGUCACCAAAACUACCAUUACCAUCGACCGGGGAAUCCUGUGCUAGCAGAGAGAGCGGCGCGAAGCGAGCACAUUAGGUAUCACUGCGGUUUAUUCCUUGGGAUCGGUCUGAUGUUGUUUUUGGGAACGAUUCUGUGGAAUCUGCCGUACGUAUUCUCGGUCCGAGACCAUUACAACAAAUAGCACAUUUGUCGGGCGGGUGACGAUUCGAUAGCGGCUCGGUGCUUCUUGUAGCCGUAAGAUAGGAAGAAAUUCUGUUUUGUAUGGGAUAGAAUUCAUUAUGAUUUUAAGAUUACUGUUUAAAUUAAAAAUAUAUUUUAAAGAAGGGCGCCGUUAUUGAAUCGUACGUAACGUUACGAGUGCAUGUCAAUUACCAUGUGUGAGCUACUGGUGUUUUUCGCAAGUACAACAAAAAUUAAAUCCAGAAAGCGUUUUUUUUUUUUUUAUAAGUCAGCGAUUGUAAUUUGACAUUUACUUAAUCAUUAUGCAAAUAUUUGUGCUAUUUGUAUUGGGAUGUACAGAAUGUCUUGUCUAGAUAUUUGUAUCGAUCGCUCUUUUAUGGGUACCCUUGUCUUAAACUUAAAUAUUUAAAACUCCACUUCUGGUAUUACAUAAUGAUGCACCAGGUAAUUUUAACGAUUUUCUUGAUCGUAGUACCAAUGAUUUAUCAUAAGUAGUACCAGAAGGAAUGUUUUGAGGAUUACAGAAACUACUUUAGAUAGCCCUUCUAAAAAAAUAUUUAGACAGGACAAGUGCUAUUUGUAUUUAAGUAUGAGUAAUUUAUAUUAUUUUGUUGCUUUAAUUUACUUUAAUUUGGUGUGUACCUCAAUAAAGGUAUUUGUUAAUUUCAAUUAUUUUUUGACUGAACGAUGACCGUUAAAUAAUUAAAUAAUCCGGACCAUUUUUUAAUCUUAAAUUUGUUGUGUUCAAUUGCAAUGGUAUUUGUCGAACUUACAUGUCUGCCGAAACUGCGACCCCGAAGAUCAAUUUACUUAAGGUAAUAUCACCCUGUACAUCAGUUUUUGUUUUUUAUAAGAUAAAAACACAUUGUACAUUAAAUGUAAUCUCGCUGUCAUUAGUUUAGAUUUUUUUAAAUUAAUUUAAUCAUUUCUCGGUGUAACACAUUCAUACAGGAAU
This is a messenger RNA of Phyllotreta striolata, 2934 nucleotides long. The record is from the annotation of a GenBank genome assembly. NCBI's taxonomy places the organism in Eukaryota, Metazoa, Arthropoda, Insecta, Coleoptera, Chrysomelidae.